AUGUCAGAAAACCAGGGCAACGUGAACAAUAACGUCCCGCUAAAUAACAAUGGCGGGGCGAACAGGAUACGAAACCCUAAUAUCAACCAAAACCCACUCAUCAAUGUUCGAGACAGACUUUUCCAUGCCCUAUUCUUCAAGAUGGCAGUUACCUAUGCCAGAUUGUUUCCACCGUCUUUCAGAAGAAUCUUCGAGUUCUUUGUCCUACUAAAGGUAAGACUUUCCCCUCACAUGAUUUUACCUUCAUGUAGGCUACAAAAUGUCAAGGAUAGGAUAUCAAGUACCCUCUCCAAGGACGGUAGGCUAAUUUGCUCCAAAUAAAUUAGUUUUGUACAUUCAUUUUAUAACUUCUUCCAAUUAUCACAGGAAAGGGACAAUUCCACGGUAACAGAAUGAUGCUGCUCAGAUUUUUCACUUUAAAAUGUAUGUAAAACAAAAAACAAUGAUUUCAAAGUUAAACAAGCCAUACAACUCUAUGCACAAGGACUACUUUUGACAAUUUCCACUGAACAUUUUACAAAACCACAUUUACUUGAACAGUGCAGAUGCAAAGUUUGGUAACAGAAUUACGGUUUGUGCCCAUUCUGUUACCAAACUUUGCAUCUGCACUGUUCUUGAACAAGUCAAACCUCUGUUUUGAUGUGUGGAUUAGUUGGAUCUUAAAUCUUACACUUGGCUAGAACAGAAGUAAACAAUUUCCACUUGAAUGCAUCAGAUCGGUGGUUCCAACUAUUCCGCCCAAAUAAACAAAUCUAUGUACGUAUUUAGCUACCACUCGGUAUCUCUGGGGGAAAAAAUAAAACGAGAUCUGAAGAUCACUGACGUCAGUGAUCUUCAGGUUGGAAAGUCGGAGUUGUAGAAAGAUGCCAGUUUCUCCGACUUGGAAUUCCGAGUUGGAUGACUGUUCAAAAUGAUUUUUCCCAGUCAGCUAGUUUCAGAAUUCUAUCAGAGAUUGAGAAUGUUUAAUAGGGCUUUAUGCAGUCAAGGUGUGUGUGCGUGUAAACACAUACUGUGAUCAAGCAGCAGUUGGGUCAACAGUGACAGGUGCGCCAGGCCUAACUGUUAGCUAGGGUAGCAGGUAGCCUAGUGGUUAGAGCCAGUACCCAGAAAGGUCGCUAGUUCGAAUACCCGAGCCGACAAGGUGAAAAAUCUGUUGAUGUGCCCUUGAGCAAGGCACUUAACCCUAAUUUGCUCCAGGGGCACUGUACUACUAUGACUGACCCUGUAAAACAACACAUUUCACUGCACAUAUCCGGUAUAUAUGACAAUAAAAAAAACUGGCCGUCGGAAUCUGCUUGCCUGAGUGUGUUAUCAGACAGUAGGAAGAUAAGAGCGAUGUUCUAAUGCAGAGAGAAGGAGAGAAAGGAAGGACUGAGUAGAGAGAUGGACAGCCAUUUGCAGAGGCACCUGCCUGCCGCCCGCUACUGAUUGGGACGCAAUGGAGGUGCAACAAAAUGGCAUGUUCCCUUUCUCUGUCGUCACAGACACUUUAGCUUUGGACAGACAAGGAUACAAGCAUCUUUUUGAUGUUCUGAGUGUGUUGGCUUCCUAUUGAAGAUAACCAUUAUAAAUAGACAGGCUCUCUAGCACCACACAUUUCUCCUCAGCUGACUGCUCUCUAUAGGAAUCUAUCCUUUGUCUUUGUAGUGGUCACAUUCACUAAGCAGCCUCUGUGAUGUCCUUUAGGCUAUUUCUCCCCCGUUUGAUAUAUAGAAUCCAGGGUUGGUGAGAAGCAUUGAGGAACAUUGAAAUUUGAAUUUUGGUUUACUUCCAGAAUUAACUGAAUUGAAAAGGAAUUGACCCCAACCCUGAUAGAAUCUCUCUCUGCUGCUCCUCAAACCUUGCACAUACUGUAUGUGAACUAGGGCUGUCCCCGUAAAAAAAAAAAAAAUCUUAGUCGACCAAGAGUCGUCUAUUCUUUCGACCAAUCGAUUGGUCGACAUUUUUAAAAGUAUUUUUUUCCAGAUACAGUGCCUUCGGAAAGUAUUCAGACCCUUUGACCUUUUCCACAUUUUGUUACGUUACAGCCUUAUUCUAAAAUUGAGUAAAUAAAUACAAAAUCCUCAGCAAUCUACACACAAUACCCCAUAAGGACAAAGUGAAAACAGGUUUUUAGAAAUUUUAGCACAUUUAUUACAAAUAAAAAAACAGAUACCUUAUUUAUAUAAGUAUUCAGACCCUUUGCUAUGAGACUCGAAAUUGAGCUCAGGUGCAUCCUAUUUCCAUUGAUCAUCCUUGAGGUGUUUCUACAACUUGAUUGGAGUCCACAUGUGGUAAAUUCAAUUAAUUAGACAUGAUUUGGAAAGGCACACACGUCUAUGUAAGGUCCCACAGUUGACAGUGCAUGUCAGAGCAAAAACCAAGCCAAGAGGUCGAAGGAAUUGUCCGUAGAGCUCCGAGACAGGAUUGUGUCGAGGCACAGAUCUGGGGAAGGGUACCAAAACAUUUCUGCAGCAUUGAAGGUCCCCAAGAACACAGUGGCCUCCAUCAUUCUUAAAUGGAAGAAGUUUGGAAACACCAAGACUCUUCCUAGAGCUGGCCGACCCGGCCAAACUGAGCAAUCGGGGGAGAAGGGCCUUGGUCAGGGAGGUGACCAAGAACACGAUCGUUACUCUGACAGAGCUCUAGAGUUCCUCUGUGGAGAUGGGAGAACCUUCCAGAAGGACAACCAUCUCUGCAGCACUCCACCAAUCAGGCCUUUAUGGUAGAGUGGCCAGACGGAAGCCACUCCUCAGUAAAAGGCACAUGACGGGCCGCCCGCUUGGAGUUUGCCAAAAGGCACCUAAAGGACUCUCAGACCAUGAGAAACAAGAUUCUCUGAUCUGAUGAAACCCAGAUUGAACUCUUUGGCCUGAAUGCCAAGUGUCCCUACUGGAGGAAACCUGGCACCAUCCCUACGGUGAAGCAUGGUGGUGUGGCAGCAUCAUGCUGUGGGGAUGUUUUUCAGCGGCAGGGACUGGGAGACUAGUCAGGAUCGAGGCAAAGAUGAACGGAGCAAAGUACAGAGAGCUCCUUGAUGAAAACCUGCUCCAGAGCGCUCAACACCUUAGACUGGUGUGACGGUUCACCUUCCAACAGGACAACGGCCCUAAGCACACAGCCAAGACAACGCAGGAGUGGUUUCGGGACAAGUCUCUGAAUUUCCUUGAGUGGCCCACCCAGAGCCCGGACUUGAACCCAAUCAAACAUCUCUGGAGAGACCUGAAAAUAGCUGUGCAGCGACGCUCCCCAUCCAACCUGACAGAGCUUGAGAGGAUCUGCAGAGAAGAAUGGGAGAAAGUCCCCAAAUACAGGUGUGCCAAGCUAGUAGCGUCAUACCCAAGAAGACUCAAGGCUGUAAUCGCUGCCAAAGGUGCUUCAACAAAGUCCUGAGUAAAGGGUCUGAAUACUUAUGCAAAUGUGAUAUUUCAGUUUUUUAUUUUUAAUAAAUAGUCCUGUUUUUGCUUUGUCAUUAUGGGGUAGAUUGAGGCUCGAAAAACAACAACAAUUUAAUCCAUUUUAGAAUAAGGCUGUAACCUACCAAAAUGUGGAAAAAGUCAAGGGGUCUGAAUACUUUCCGAAGGCACUGUAUAGACACACCCUAUGUUUGAAUAAAAUCAACUAUAUGUAGGCUACUGAGCUUGUCUGACGUUUUAAGCACUGCGAUUUAAGAAGUAAGACACAAAUUACUAAAGAGGGUGCCAGAGAUAAAUAUAGCCGAACCAGAAGGAAAAAACCUGUUCCGACAUGAAGUCUUCAUAUCUCAAAAUCAAUGUCAUGUGGUUAAUCAAAGUUCUAUCUAAAUGAAAAUGAUACAAAUCUAAAAGUAACUUUUAUUGCCAAUAUGUAAAAAUAGCCUACAAAUAAAACAUUGCAGCCCGCAGGUUGAAAAUAUCAGGAUAAAAAUAAAUAUCCUAUAAAUCAGAUUGGCCUGUCUGCAAGGAACUUGAAACAUUGUAUCAACUAAUGUAUUAACUUGGUCUGGGGAAAAGCUUGUGCUAGCAAACUUGCCACAUUGUAUAAAAUGUUCUGGGCCCUCAGAGUUUCCUGACAGACCGACAUUGCUGUAGACUAUUUUGCGCAAGGGAUAAGAAGUAAUCAGGUAGGCCUAUUUUUAUGUUUCCACCGGAUCAGAGCAUGAAAUGUUUUUCCUCCUUUCAUGCUAGUGGUAAUCGAAAGGGAGAGAGCUGGAAACGAUUUUUCAAAUAGGCUACGUUGAGGAACUAUUGUCAUUCAAAACAGACUUUGUUUACUUGCUGUUUGAAGCAAAGAAAAAAUGAUUUUGAGAAGCUCCACAGUGAUGGUAAGUUAGUAUCAGAUCCCCAAAUGGGCACGUUUAUAGGCCUACAUUUGCGCACAGGCCAGGUAGACUAGUUCUACUUCUAUAUGCGUAAUCAGGUGCGUGCCCUUACUCAAGAUUGACAGGAGCGCUCCAAACAGAAGACAAUGAAUAAAUUCACAACUCAUAAAUGGUAUGAAAUAAACACUUUGUGUAGCCUAGGUUGUGUGCUCUGCAAACAGUAUAUCCACUCCUACAAUGACAACGGUAAGACUAUUAUAAUAAUAAUAAUAAUAAUAUAUUGAAUGCAUUUAACAGCAAUUAACGUAACCAAACAAACAAUAUAGAUGAUAAAUGAUGGGAAUUAAGGUAAAUGUACUAGUGGUGAUACUGGUGUGUAUCCCUGCGGCCUCCACAAUGGAUUAGUCCACUGAGACAGCGUGAAUCAGACAGGUGUCUCGUGCAAUAACUUUUUUAUAUUUGCCACUGCUCAACAAAAAAUAUCUUGAUCGACCGAACAAUCGACCAGUCGACUAAAUGUGGUCAGCUCUAAUGUGAACUAUCUUUUGUUUCUGUUUCUGGCAAUGUGAUUGUCAUCAACAUUAACAGUGGUGCAGGAGGGGGAACGUACAAACAUGUAUCCUAGUAACUGUGUCCCCUUCAGCAUUAUUAAAUAUCUGUAAAGGCCAAUCCCAAAUUGACCUCCAUCUCAAUACUGCUCUAGACUCCCAUCUGCCAGAAGUGAAUGCCUUCCACCCUCUCUCUUCUUCCACCAGGCCCUGUUUGUUCUCUUCAUCCUGGCCUACAUCCACAUCGCUUUCUCCCGCUCACCUAUCAACUGCCUGGAGCACGUGCGGGAGAAGUGGCCGCGCGAUGGCAUCCUGCGCGUGGAGAUCCAGCGCAACUCGUCGCGUGCGCCCAUCUUCCUGCAGUUCUACGACACGGACGGCUUCCUGGGCCUGGCUGCGCUGCAUCACGAGGAGGAGGAGGAGGAGGAGGAGGAGAUUACCCUAGAGAUGUUUGACAACAGUUCUGUGAGGGUGAGGCACCGCUACCGGCGUGGAGGGAGGGAGGGGCUGAGAGAGUAAGGCUAAAGGCAGAGAGAGACCAAUAAUCCUGCAUCGUUCACACAUUAACUCACUAAGUUUUUUUCUCUCUCUUUGUCAGUUUGAGCUUGACAUCGAGCCGCGGCUGAAGCCCUCGCUGAGCGGUGGCGGCGGUGGCCAUGGGGGAGGGGGCCUCAACGACAGCCAGGACCUCUCCUUCAGCCAGGCGCCCACUAAAGGUAUGCAGCCGCUGAGGGAGACAGUCUCCCAGAUUGAGAUGCUAACUCGAGCAGGUAAACCCCCCCCCCCCCCCCCCCCCAGUGAGUGAGAAAUCCACUCCUUUCACUGCUCCGUUCUUCCUCUUCACCUCUUCCUGCUAGUUAGUUCCCUUAUUGGCCCUUCCGGCCAUCUUCUUGUUGUUGGUCACCUCCAUGAUUGCAUUCCAAAAAUGUGUUUCCCUUGUCUUCUGCCCCUCAGCGACUUCCUGUAGCUGUUGUUGUCAAGGAACACUGUUUGAAUCCGACUGUGUGGCCAUGUCGGGAUGCCAUCUCACCUCCCCAGUGGGCACUGGCUCUGCCCAGACAAAGACUGUGUGUGUUGGCUUGGAGCUGACCCUUUGUAGCUCGGGCCAGCAGUAGCAGUUGAGAGCCAGGCUCCAGACUUUAGUUUAGGCCCAGUUUGUGCCGUGUGUCUGUGACCCCGUCUGUCCUUGCAUUGGUUUUAACCAUUCUAAAUGUUUUUCUGUGCUAUGCAUGGUCUGUGUAAGCCUGACUCCUCCUUUCCUUAAUUAGCUUUUAGCAUAAUAUUUAUGAAUGUCAAUGCGUUUCUGUCAAUGUUCUGCCAUUUUAGAUGGGUUUUAACUUAUAGGCUAGUUUAAAUAUUAGUAGUUCUAAUGCGAUGCAAGAGUGUGUUGGUGGGUUGGUGAGCUGCAGGGCGUUUGCUGUGUUGGUGGGAUGUGGUAAGUUGCACUGCUUACCUGUGUGUGGGUGUGUGUGUGUCUUCAGUGUGGCCUCAGGAGGAAUACAUAGUGGAGUACUCUCUGGAGUACGGCUUCCUCCGCUUGUCCCAGACCACCCGGCAACGCCUCAACAUCCCCGUCAUGGUCGUCACGCUGGGUAAGCUGUUGUAAAGCCUACUUAACACUGAUAUAGCACACGAUGGCAGGUGUCAUGAACAGUCAUAGCUGGUGAGCAAUGUUAUUAAGCCUACUUAACACCACCUUAACCAUGACAUAGCAGGUGUCAUAAACAAUCAUACACUACAUUACCAAAAGUAUGUGGACACCUGCUCGUCGAACAUCUCAUUCCAAAAUCAUGGGCAAUAAUGUGGAGUUGGUCCCCCCCCUUUGCUGUCAUAACAGCCUCCACUCUUCUGGGAAGGCUUUCCACUAGAGGAACAUUGCUGCGGGGACUUGCUUCCUUUCAGCCACAAGAGCAUUAGUGAGGUCGGGCACUGAUGUUGGGCGAUUUGGCCUGGCUCGCAGUCAGCAUUCCAAUUCAUCCCAAAGGGGUUGAGGUCAGGGCUCUGUGCAGGCCAGUCAAGUUCUUCUUCCUCACCGAUCUCGACAAACCAUUUCUGUAUGGACCUCACUUUGUGCAUGGGUACAUUUCAUGCUGGAACAGGACCUUCCCCAAACUGUUGCCACAAAGUUGGAAGCACUAGAAUGUCAUUGUAUGUUGUAGCGUUAAGAUACCCCUUCACUGGAACUAAGGGGCCUAGCCCGAAUCAUGAAAAAUAGCCCCAGAACAUUUAUUCCUCCUCCACCAAACCUUACAGUUGGCACUAUGCAUUGGGGAAGGUAGUGUUCUCCUGGCAUCCGCCAAACCAAGAUUCGUCUGUCGGACUACCAGAUUGUGAAGCGUGAUUCAUCCCUCCAGAGCACACGUUUCCACUGCUCCAGAGUCCAAUGGCGGCGAGCUUUAUAGCACUGCAGCCAACGCUUUGCAUUGCGUAUGGUGGUCUUAGGCUUGUGUGCGUCUGCUUGGCCAUGGAAACCCAUUUCAUGAAGCUCCAGAUGAACAGUUAGUGUGCUGACGUUGUUCCAGAGGCAGUUUGGAACUCAGUAGUGAUUGUUGCAACCGAAGACAGACGAUUUUUAGGCGCUUCAGCACUCGGCGGUACCGUUCUGUGAGUUUGUGUGGCCUACCACUUCGCGACUGAGCCGUUGUUGCUCCUAGAUGUUUCCACUUCACAAUAACAGCACUUAAUUAACAGCAAAUCAAUUUAUAAUUUUUUUUACAUGUGUUUUCUGGAUUUUUUUUUUGUUAUUCUGUCUCUCACUGUUCAAAUAAACCUACCAUUAAAAUUAUAGACUGAUCAUUUCUUUGUCAGUGGGCAAACGUACAAAAUCAGCAGGGGAUCAAAUACUUUUUUCCCUCACUGUAGGUGUUGUAGAAACACCGGUAUCGCCAGCAAGAUAAGUAGUCAUCAUAACACUAACAAGUCUGCUAGAAGUAGCACAAACAAGUGUUUGAGGAUAGGACGGGCUGUGUGUGUAUCCUAAUCGUGUGUCUGUGUGUGCAGACCCCAUGAAGGACCACUGCUUUGGGGACAGCUUCAGUCGCCUCCUCCUGGAUGAGUUUCUGGGCUACGAUGACAUCCUGAUGUCUAGUGUCAAGGCUCUGGCAGAGAACGAGGAGGACAAAGGUACAUGGUGCUUAGGGAUGGUGUGUCAGGGAUUCUCCCAUGUCUUUCUUUCCUUGGUGGUGUGCAGCCCCUGUGUGUGUAUGUUUCUGAUUGGUGCUCUGUGUGUGUGUGUGUGUUUCUGAUUGGUGCUCUGUGUGUGUUUCUGAUCGGUGCUCUGGUGUGUGUGUGUGUGUGUGUGUUUCUGAUCGGUGCUCUGUGUGUGUGUUACUGAUUGGUGCUCUGUGUGUGUGUGUUACUGAUUGGUGCUCUGUGUGUGUGUGUGUGUUUCUGAUCGGUGCUCUGUGUGUGUGUGUGUGUUUCUGAUCGGUUGUGUGUGUUUCUGAUCGGUGCUCUGUGUGUGUGUUUCUGAUCGGUGCUCUGUGUGUGUGUGGUGUGUGUGUUGUGUGUGUUUCUGAUCGGUGCUCUGUGUGUGUGGGUGUGUGUGUGUGUUUGUGUUUCUGAUCGGUGCAUCUGGUGUGUGUGUGUGUGUGUGUGUUGUGUUUUGAUCGGUGCUAUGGUGUGUGUGUUUCUGAUCGGUGCUCUGUGUUGUGUUUCUGAUCGGUUUGUGUGUGUUUCUGAUCGGUGCUCUGUGUGUGUGUUUCUGAUCGGUGCUCUGUGUGUGUGUGUGUGUGUGUGUGGUGUGUUUCUGAUCGGUGCUCUGUGUGUGUGUGUGGUGUGUGGUGCUCUGUGUGUGUGUGUGUGUUUCUGAUCGGUGCUCUGUGUGUGUGUUUCUGAUCGGUGCUCUGUGUGUGUGUGUGUGUGUUUCUGAUCGGUGCUCUGUGUGUGUUUCUGAUCGGUGCUUCUGUGUGUGUGUUUCUGAUCGGUGCUGUGUGUGUGUGUGUUUCUGAUCGGUGCUCUGUGUGUGAAAACAGGCUUCCUCAGGAAUGUGGUGUCCGGGGAACACUACCGAUUUGUUAGCAUGUGGAUGGCCCGCACCUCCUACCUGGCUGCCUUUGUCAUCAUGGUAAUAUUCGUAAGUAGCAGUCUUCACACACCUUUGUCAAAGUUGCAAAAAAUCCAGUGUUAAAUGAAGCCCAUGAGAAACCUUCAUUUAGGUUCCUUGCUAUAAAGUUUCACCAAAACAAUAGAACAUAUUUGGUAUGAUAAAUUAGCUGGCGCUUAACUAACUCUCCCUGGGUUAUUCAUGGAAAGAUAAGUUAAGCUGUUGUCUUGGCGUCUUUAAUGAAGAGGGAGAGUGAAAAGAAAGAGGGAUUCAAUUUUUUCCUCUGUCUACAGACCCUGUCAGUGUCUAUGCUGCUGCGCUACUCCCACCACCAGAUCUUUGUCUUCAUUGGUGAGUCACACUCACACCCCUCUCAACGCUAGCAGUCCUGGAAGAAAUAUUCAGUGCCGUGCCGUAUGUCUCUAUAUGCCAGAUGCUCAGUCUCUGACCUUUAACCUCUCUGUUUCCCUAGUGGACCUGCUGCAGAUGUUGGAGAUGAAUAUGACCAUCGCCUUCCCAGCAGCCCCUCUGCUUACCGUCAUCCUGGCUCUUGUGGGUAAGAGUGUCAUUCCAUUGAGCUGCAAUUUCUACAGUUACAGAUGCGGUCAAAUAUAUUGGCACCUUUGCGUGAUUUUCUGUUUCUUCUAAAAUUAGUUGAAAUGUAAAAUACUUUUGGUGUUAACACGUGUCUUUGUAUGAUUUUUUAAAAAUAUUAAAAUUUCAAAUUAAUUUGGUUGGAGGCAAUGAUUCUCAUUUACUGUGUAAUUUCUCACCUGUGGUAAGUUGUAGGUGCCUAUAGGGUAAAAUAAAGUCAUUCAACAAGUUUUGAAAAGAGAGAACUGAACUUUCUGUCCAUUGCACUCCAUUGUAAAGUGCCGAGGGUGCCAACAUAUUCGACUGCAUAUGUAACUACAACAAGCUGGGUCUUGUGGUGGUUUGUAGUUUGAACAGGUGGUACGAAUCUCUCCCUCUCUCCCAGGUAUGGAGGCCAUCAUGUCGGAGUUCUUCAACGACACCACCACCGCUUUCUACAUCAUCCUCAUCGUGUGGCUGGCCGACCAGUACGACGCCAUCUGCUGCCACACAAACACCAGCAAACGUCAUUGGCUGAGGUGAGUUCAACACACCAACACCAGCAAAUGCCAUUGGCUGAUGUAAACAGUGCAUACCCUCCUCUCUCAUCAAAUGGGGGAUGGGCUGAGAGAAAGUGCCCCUGGAACAUGAACUCUCUAUUUGCUGUAUUUCUAUGAUCUCAGUUGAACUAAUUUGCUUAUUCUCCCCACUAGCAUACAACUACAAACAACUGAUCACUUUGUCUCUCCAGUUCCAGACAGUCUUUCCAUUUCUCUGUCAGUCUGUCCAGUAUGAUGCUGUUAUUUUCGGCUACUCUCUGAGGAGGCUCUGUCUCCUGCAGGUUCUUCUAUCUGUAUCACUUUGCGUUCUACGCCUACCACUACCGCUUUAACGGCCAGUACAGCAGCCUGGCUCUGGUCACCUCCUGGCUCUUCAUACAGGUGAGAAGGGUUUGAGGAAAAAACUUAACUAGAGAAAGGAAACCCACUCAAACUGUAGUGUGAUUUCAAAGUGUGUGUGUGUUUAGUAGCCUACACACUCCAUCCUCCAGCAUUUUGAAUACGAGCACGUUGUCAAAACACUAGAGGCUACUCCUUUUUUUCCGCGAGGCCUACACACCAGUUAUUCAGGACACUGAGCUGGAAAGUGCUUUAUCUUUUAGUCGUGGACAUGUUAUUGUGCUGUUAUACCUGCUUAUUAUUCAUUAGCUAAAAAAAAAGGUCAUAUUUGGUUGGUGUGUUUUCAAACUCAAUUUAAAUACAUUUCCUGAAUAAAUCUGUUCCCCUAUAGAAGUGACUGUGUGUGAUGCUAAUGGUUUAGCCCUAAUGCUAUUGGCUGGACCAAAGAGAUUAGCCAAUGUAGCGAUUAGCCUGUGAUUUGAGAUCUAGCCACUGGAGUCAGGCCAGCCACAUCUCUUGUUCUAUGUUACAGCCUCUCCAGGCCCUGUUUCUAAUGCCAUGACUUAAACACAGACUUACUUGAUCCUCCUCCAUCUCUGUUCUCCAUCCCCCCCCAUCACUAGCACUCCAUGAUCUACUUCUUCCACCACUACGAGCUUCCGGCCAUCCUGCAGCAGAUCCGUAUCCAGGAGAUGCUGCUGCAGAACCAGCAGGCCGGCCAGGGGGGUAACCAGACGGCCCUGCAGGACAACCUCAACAACAACACCACCACCGCUGCAGCUGGAGCAGUGGCCCCAGCCCAGGGAGGGGAAGCCAACAGCCAGGUCCGACCGCCAGACGAGCCCCUGGCUUCUUCAGUGGCCCAGGCCCAAGGUUCAGCGACCCCGGCUUCCCAGUCCAACGGCCUGGCCAGCAGCGCCACGUCAGAAGGGGCCGUAGGAGAGUUGACAACGACGGAGCUGGACUGGAUGGCGGAGACGACAGCCAUCAUCACGGAGGCCCUGUCCUCCUCCUCAGCCCCCCAGCUGGGGGGGUCUUUGCUGGAGAGCACGGCAGGGGGGUUGCUGGGGGAGGCCAGAGGGGUGGGGAGGGUCGGUGUUUCUGAGGCAGGCCUCAGCGUGCUGGCGGAGAUUCGAAUGGGGGGUGGAGGUGGAAGAGGAGAGGGCACAGAUGGCACCAGUCCCAGCUUGAUGGCAGUGGAAAUCAAAACCAGAGUGGCCUGUAGCGGCAGUGCAGCAGCAUCAGGCCCGCCUUCUCCUCCCUCUCCUCCAAUGGGAGGACUCCCGGAAGCAGAGACUUUAUUCUCUAGUGUCAGUCCCUCCCUUUCUCAACCUCCUCCACACACAGACUGCAGUAGGGCGGUGGCUGGGGAGCCAGAAUGCCCCAGGCAGAGCCCCUUAGACUGGGACCCCAAGACAGAGGAACCCCCCAGCCCCACUCCAUCCUGA
Molecule: messenger RNA, 11792 nt
Organism: Coregonus sp. 'balchen'
Lineage: Eukaryota; Metazoa; Chordata; Actinopteri; Salmoniformes; Salmonidae
Source: the annotation of a GenBank genome assembly